CAGGCCGUCCCGUCAUGCUUCGCUGAAUGUGUGAUAAACGCUGAGUAUUUAUUAGGAUGAGAGAAAAUUGAAUACACAACAAGAAUAUCUUUGGAUGUAGCGUUAUCAAUCUGGAAGAUGAAGUUUCGUGUGUAGAUAAACAUUAAUAGCGACCAGAUAGGAGGAAAAUAUCGAAUCAUGUGGAUUUUACUGGCGGUCUCAGCCUUGCAGGUCACGGUUACGUUGGGUGUGAUCCCGAGUUUUGAGACGCCGGUUGUGAACGUGACGGUUAUAGAGGGCGCCACUGCAGUACUUCCAUGUUCCGUGCACAAUCUUGGAAAACAUCAGGUUGCCUGGACAGACCAAUGGGCGACAACUCUUGCCUACAUGGACACGCGAAUCAUCGACGACGACAGAUACUCGGUGGAUCGUCCGUACGGCAACAGUUGGAACCUGCACAUCAAGGGAGUUAAGUACGGCGACCAGGGCAUCUACACGUGUCAGAUGAACACACAACCGGUGAAGGUGCAGACGGCCAUUUUGAAUGUCGUGGUGCCUCCUCGGAUCGUUGGAACUGUGGGCUCCAAGGUGGUGAUGGUCAAGGAGGGACAAUCCGUCUCGCUUGUCUGCAACGUCACCGGUAUUCCUCCGCCCACGGUCACGUGGUACAAACAGUCGUCGACGAGAGACGGACCAAAAGAGAGUGAGUUCUGCCCAGCGACCUCUAGAAUUGGGUUUUCUGGCGAAAUGUUGAAGAUCCACAACGUGACGCGGUACUGUGGCGGGGUGUACGAGUGUGUGGCCGACAAUGGCGUCAAGCCCAGCUUCAAGCGGCAGAUAAAGGUGGCAGUGGAGUUUCCACCUGAAAUUCGACUACCAACCAAACGAAUCGGCCAAGUGCUUGGCAAAGAGACCAUCUUGGAUUGCGAGGUAACGGCGUACCCUCAAGCUGUAAGCAUAUGGCAUUACAAAGGGAGAGAACUGUCUAAGACAAAGAAGUACCAAGUGGAGGUUUAUGAGCACGAUGAUCACGCGAUAGUUCUGAGUCUGCGCAUCAAACACCUGUCGAAAGAGGAUUAUGGGAGUUACACGUGCGUGGCUUCGAAUUCCAUGGGACAAACUCGUGCUAAAAUGGAGUUAUAUGAGCACAUUGUAGUAACCAGACCGCCACCUACAACGACUACUAUAGUAAUAAGAAAAACAACUCUUGUGCACAAACCAUCCUCUAUUAAAAACAAGUCUCAGUCGAACAGAAAGAGGCCGAAGGUCAAGUUGCAAGAUGAAGAUGUCAUAGAUCCAUACGCUAGAUUACAGCAGUACAGACCGGAUAAUCCCGUUAAGAAAACAGAUAACACAAUCACUCUGGCGGGAUCUUCAAAAAGCAAGGGAACUAACUCUGCAGUUAGUUCCAAACAUUUCGUAAACUGUCAGUUUGUGUUUUCGUUUGUUCUUUCACUUGGCUUCGUGAUGUUUGUGUCUUGAGAGGACCAAAACAUAGACUACACAUUAUGAUAUUUUGAAUGACAAUCUACCCGUUAAUAUGUAAUCGACUACGUAUGCUAUUUCAGGGGCGGAUCCAGGAAUAGUUGGGGUUUUUUGGGGGGAGGGGAUUAAGGGAAAAACGGCACAACAAAAAAACACACCAGAAAAAAAAGAGCCACUUAAAUAAUAUAUUAAUGGAACUGCCCCAUGUUCAGCCAGCUAACGUUUGCGAACAAUUUGAUUGGUUCCCGACGUGGCUAUUUGAUUUACCGUGAAGCGCAUAAAGCAGUCUAGCGGGUGGUUUUUUCUGCUCGGUCUGGCUGAAAUCGGCCCAGGUUCCCUACCCUCCGCCCUUGGAUUUCUCUCUUCUUUUCACACGAUAAUGUGUAAUAUAUUGCAUCACAUUCGUCAUCACCUUGUGUAAACGACUACACAUGAUAUUUACAACAUAUGUGCAACAUGUUACACAUAUUUCAUACGACAUUGUGUAUUACACAAUUGUGUUUAAGAUUAAUUCAUAUUCUAGAUUUACAUGUGCAGUCGACAACACGUGCAAUUUACUUCAAAAUGUGUAAUGGGUUACACAUUGUAUUUUAAAUGACUAUGAGUAAUCGAUAUUGCGACAUUCUACACAAAUACGUGUAGACCGUCUUCAUAUAUACUGCAUUCCAGUGAAAACGCACCACCGAAUGUUCACUUAUUACAGCUUGUGUGAGGUUAUAAAACGCAAUAACCUCGAUCUUUGUAUACAAUGUUUUGGUAAUGUAUUACCUACCAGAAUAAAUCUACUUCUACAAAAUAAUUUAAAUUAAUAAUUAAUUAAUCUAUAAUUUUUGUAACUACAAAUCUUACUGGUGCGUUUUCGAUGGAGAUCAGUAUAUUGACACGUUGCAAUCCACACGAUAUAGUGUAACUAACGGCACUUCUGUAUGUAGCUAAUGUGCACUUUUUAAAACAACGAUCAGAAGCGAUUCCCAGGAUGGUGUUAAAGUGUGGCUGGAUAUCUUCACUGGAUUGGAAACACGGACAUCAGCAUUCGGAUGACUUUAUGUUCCUCACCGUGCUCUUUUCUUGAGGCUGCGUCACCUAGCAACCCGUAUGUGAUGACGUCAUCAUAAUGAAGCCAUCACUCAAUUCAUAUUGUUGGGACCAACUGUUUAUAAAGUUAUUUUGGAUGAAAUUUUGUUUUGUACGUAAUUGUUUGAAAUUGUUUUUGAUAUUUUCUUUGUUUUCCGCUUCCGGACCCAUUUUCAAUGACGGCGGUGGGCGCAAUUCCACGAUCCCAUGAUUAUCGUUACCAUCACAAGUAGGACGGAAAGGGAAGUUUGUAUUUGAUGUAUACUGACAGACCUAGGUUAAAUGUUUUAUUAUUCUUUAAUUCCAUUUCGUGUUUCAUUGUUAUAUGAUAUAAAUAAUCGCACUUAUUUUUAUGCAGUUGUAAAUUUGAAAACCCGUGUUUUUAAUCUGUUAACACCAUAAUGUUGGGGGUUCUUCUUGUUGAGAGUUUUUUAAUAGAUUUGAAAAAAGAAGAAGACUACUUCAUUUUCUAAUACACUUUUGCGUGCACAGGAUAUACCAGUCUUUGAUAUGCACGUCAGGCAUCAAUAAUUUUUGAUACAUGUGGUCACCCAUCCAAGUGUUAACUACCCUUCUAAACUGUUUCCUCUAUUUACUUCCAAAUGGGUUCAUAGCAGCUGGUGUGCGUUUGACAAGACUACAUGUCCACAAUUAAACCAUGUUCUCUUCGAAUAGCGAUUUAAAGCGUUAAUUUGUUAUUGGGAUCGUGGGCUGGAUAGGGGUGGGUGGGGCGGUAUUUAUUUCUUAAAAGACACUUGUACCCUUUGUAAAAACUCCUGGUUUAUGGGUUGUGCAUCUUGAGCCAAAAUAGCUCAACAAAAAAAUAAAAUUGUUUUUCAAUAUGUAUAUGCUAUCUGAAUAUUGAUUAUGUAUAUAUAGUCAGUUGUUCUUGACAGGCUGGGGAAAAUGGGCCUAAAUCAUUGGUUUCAAUAUGAUUUCAGAAAAUUUUGAAAGACACGCCAUUGGAUUUGAAAUCCCCUUCUAUGAUGGAAAAAGUGAUAAUAUAUAAUCUGUUCAAACGACUCUUUGUACACAAAAAUGUAUUGCGGUUAAAAUAAUUACUAAUGCAACAUUUUUCUUUAUUGUAGCUGCAAUGUACUAUUUUGGGUGCACCGGAAGUCGUCUAAAAUUGUCAUUGUAGGCCUAUAAUGUAUUUUCAGAAUGUUUCACAAAAACAAACUUAAGGGGGAUAUCUGGUUGCGCCUACUAGCUGAAUGAGCCGGUCGAUAUAUAUUGUUUUAAUUCGUUUUGUUUAACGACACGACUAGAGCACAUUGAUUUAUUAAUCAUCGGCUAUUCGAUGUCAAAUGUUUAGUAUUAUAAUAUAGUCUUAGAUAGAAAACCCGCUAUAUUGUUCCAUUAGUAGCAGGGACUCUUUAUAUGUGCCAUCCCACAUACAUGAUAGCACAUACCACGGCCUUUGAUAUACUAGUCGUGGUGCACAGGCAUACAAUUUUAAUGUCAGUUUUACUAUAUUUAAGGAAACAUACUGUUUCUUACUUCUAUUAUCUUAUUAAAACACCCAAACAUUUAUUUUCAUUCUCCCUGCUUAUUAAGUUCAUUAUUUAAUACUGUACUAUUGAUUAGUAUUUGCAGAUGUUAAAAUACGUGUAAUACUGGAUGAUCGGAUGAUCGCUGUACCUGAUAGUUUGUUUUUACUUUACUUGUUUAUUUAAAUGAAAACUGCAAAGUUAUGUUCGUAAAACUGGAAUAGUUGGUUGAAAGUUGUGUGUGUACAUUUGUAUAUAUUGUUUAUCAUAAACGUCUUGGUAUUUGUAUAUUAGAUUACGAAUUUUAGUGACUUUUAAAUAUUUUAAUACCUAGAUCUGUUGUAAGUGCGCUAGUACUUUAAAAUACAGAUUGUUCAACUUUGCAUUUAAAAGGAGACCACCAGGAUUUAACUCGCCAAAUUAAUUCACAACGUGUAUCAGACAACUAAAACAAUACAAUAAUGACAUUUUGCAUUUACUCGUAUUUUAUACACCAAAUGUCAUGUCACAUGUUAAUUAACAUAAUGUUAGUGGUUAGUGAGACAGUAGAGGGUGUAGUGCUUAUACACCUACCCAUUGAGCCCUUAAGAACUCGCUCUGGGUUGAAGCCGAUAUCAAGCUGCGAGCUUUGUACCUACCAGCCUUACGUCCGAUGGCCUAACCACGAUACCGUCAAGACCGGUAAGAAAACCAAUAUGGGAUUACUUGGUAUUGUAAACCAAGUUUACUUCACGUCCAGCGUGGUAAUGUCUGUAUCAAAUACAAAUAUGUAAUGUCAGAAUGAAUGUCGGUAAAGUGAGAUUGACCAGCAAUAACGCGACUCACUUCCUGACACUAUAAAUGAAAGUUUGGGUGGCAGGUACCCUUUGCUAUUAGUAUGAUCCCUUAUUUGCCAUCAAUAUAUUUAUAUCAAUUUGAAAUGUAUGUAAAUGUAUGUACCUGUAUCAUUUAACAGUAUAAUCUCUCAGUUGCAUAAAUUUCUGGAAGCCAGUCAGAAUACAAUUCGCAGACUAUAGCUGAUAUUUUUAAGGUAUUGGUUAAGUAUCUGGGCCCCGUUUCACGAAGCGAUCUUAGCACUAAGAUCACCUUAGUGUACACGGUAGCUAUGCACUUAAGGUGAUCUUAGGGCUAAGAUCGCUUUGUGGAACGGGACCCUGGGCCCCUGCUUAUAAAACGUG
Messenger RNA from Gigantopelta aegis, 5206 nucleotides. RefSeq names its product lachesin-like. The record is from RefSeq and is a predicted model, not a curated record. The coding region runs from base 178 to 1461 and encodes 427 amino acids. Gene Ontology annotation, cellular component: neuron projection. NCBI's taxonomy places the organism in Eukaryota, Metazoa, Mollusca, Gastropoda, Neomphalida, Peltospiridae. The transcript is spliced from 8 exons.